AUGAAGAGAUUUAUUCCAGGGUUUACCACGGGGGGUGAUGAAAAGGGAGAAGUGCAGAAACGGACUCCGAAUAAAUUACUGAAGAAAAGGCCACCAGCAGCAGCCGUUGCGGUAGCUACUGGGAGUAGCACUCAAGAAGCAGAGAAGCGAGCUCCAAGAAAACUGCAAAAGAAAAGACCAGCAACGGACCUGCAUAGAUUUAAACUCAUGCUGGACAGUGUAACGCCCAACGAGAAUUCGGAAAACUCUUUGGAAAAGUUUCACGAGGUUGCCAAGGUUAUGCGAGAAUUUUCUGCAAGCGAUGGAUCUUCUUCAAGGUCAGGAGCCCGCAGAGGAUUUAUGAUAUCGUAUAUUGUAGAUGAGAAGCUUAGUGAACCGGCUCGUUGGAUGACCUACUUCAAAACAUUACAGCUUAUAGACUUCCUCCUUCAUGCUGAUCCCUCAGCGUUCAUCAGUACGGUAGAGUUGAUAGUAGAUGCUGCAUCGCAAUUCGCCGAGGUUUUCACGGACUCCUACCAGCAGAUCAGGGUCGGAAACGGGAGGGGGUCCUUGUUGAUUUAUCUUGACAGGGCCAGACGGAGAACCGGCGGCGAGAGCCAUGGCUUCGGAACGGAUUGGCCGAAGAGGGUUCUUGAGAGGCCUGAUCCUCGACAAACAGCCGUGGAAUCUUCCUCCCUCGGGUCGGCCUCACCGGGGAACAACGACCAGGGAACUCAACGAUCUGGAAACAAAGAACCUGCUCGGUGGCCAGUUGGCACCACCGAUAUAGAGGAAGAGUUUCCACAGCAGAUUCAACAGAUUCAAGAGGAAGGGCUUCUUAAAGGGCUUGAUCUCGAUAACAUCGAUCUCAACCGGGAUACUGAGCUCAGCAGCACGAUCACGGAAGCUUAUCGUCGACGGCAGAGUGGGCGAGCACAGAAUGAAAGCGAGAAAGAACCGCUACCCAACGAGGCGCCUGAAUCCAAGAAGAUUACAGAGCAGUCAACAAGGAGUGGCAAGGUAGUUUCCGAUCUUGUUAGAGACUCGAAGCUCGAGACGAUUAUUGCGAGCAACGGAAGUGUUGUCCGGCACAUAUCGUAUGUAUCAAAUCCACGAAUGCGCCAGCGCCGUAUGAAGAAGGAGGAAACAUGGAGGCGGCGAAAAAAGCUUGGAAGCGGCUCCUUUGGUUGCGUUUGGCUCGAGGAGCGCCUUGAUGGAGAUGACACAGGGAGGCUCCGUGCGGUCAAGGAGAUCACCAAGAACCGAGAGGGGAAGAGGAGCGAAAUUGAUUACAACCGUGAACUGGAAGCCAUUGCUAAAUUUUCUCACUCGAAGUCCUUCGGCUGGUACGAGAGUCAGAACACAAUCUUCAUUACAAUGGAGCACAUUGAGAAGGGCGACCUUCAAAGCUACUUGGUACGCCCAUUCCCAGAGGAGGAAGUGAAGCAGAUUGCUUUUCAGCUCUUGGAGGGAUUAGGAUAUAUGCAUGAGAACGGGUUCGCCCACCGGGAUCUGAAGCCCGCUAAUAUUCUCGUGUCUGAACCCUCACCCAACUGGUGGGUUAAGAUCAGUGAUUUCGGGAUUUCCAAAAGAGCUGAGGAGGAAGCCACUGCGUACCGCACGUUUGUUGGGACGAGGGGAUAUCUUGCACCAGAAAUCCUUGGCAUUUAUUCCACAGCUGACAUGGAUAGCAUCAGCUCGAGCCAGACGCUAGACGAUUCCUAUAAUUUAUAUACAGUCUCCGUGGAUCUGUGGGCACUAGGGGCAAUCAUAUACAGGCUGCUCACCAACGAGAUCCUAUUCGGCGACCCUCGUGACUUAGCAAAAUAUGUUACGGCAGGUCACCCAUUUCCUCGCGCGACAGCCUUAGAGCUUGGUGCCAAUGAAGCCUGUGUGGAGUUUCUGGAGAAUAUCAUGGCUCGCUCGCCCAACAGCCGGCCCUCAUCAUCCGAGGCUUUGCGUCACCCAUGGCUGUCUGAGUUGCAAGAACUAGUCGAUACAACAAGUAAUGCAUUGGAAGAGCUAUCUAUUGCUGUUGAGGACUCUCAAACAGAGCAUACCAUUGUUGACACAUCAGUUGCAAGCGCACAGUGGCCCACAAGUUUGGGAUAA
This is a messenger RNA of Clonostachys solani, 2091 nucleotides long. The record is from the annotation of a GenBank genome assembly. NCBI's taxonomy places the organism in Eukaryota, Fungi, Ascomycota, Sordariomycetes, Hypocreales, Bionectriaceae.